Molecule: messenger RNA, 2509 nt
Organism: Aphanomyces invadans
Lineage: Eukaryota; Oomycota; Saprolegniomycetes; Saprolegniales; Verrucalvaceae
Exons: 3
Coding region: 51-2354 (767 amino acids)
Source: RefSeq, a predicted model, not a curated record
CCGACUGUGAAGAUCUCCGGCGUCCUCGACCAGUUUGCCUUGUCUGGAGGAUGGCGCUGACGCAGAGACGUGCUAUGCGCAGCGUCGUGGCGAUGGUGGUGACAUGCCUCGUUGCCCUUGGUGGAGUUGCCGCCCGAGAGCUGCCCGUGAAAGGCGAGUUGCUGCACCAGCCAACACGUAGCUCAAGUGGCUCAACAUUGGUCCCAGCGCCAGACGCUGUACUUGACCAACCCACUGCAACCCAUCGCUUGUACAAGCCAGCUACAGUUGAUGGGCCUCUGGACGCAAUUUCACCGACCACGACAAGCGCCUCAGCCUUGCUGCCAGCAGAUGCAACCCUCGAUGACUUGGAGCACGCACUGUUCAGCAUUCUCGACAGCAACGACGAGGACGAUACCGCGAGCAUCAGUGCGACGUGGUGCACAGACGUUGGUGUCCAGUUUGAGCUGGAUUUCCGCUCCGCAUUCGCCGAUCUGCGCGGGUUUGGCCAUUUUUUUAGCCAACGUAUGACAAGCGAGCUCGACCACAAGUAUACUGUUUCAUUUCGUGACUUGAGCCCAUCCCACGGCGCGACAGACAAGGCGUUUGUUGUUUUUUCCGCGUGUUCGUCUCCAGACGACACAACGACAACAGCCAACACGACGUGGCUGGCGGCCUUCGUCUCCAACAUGCAUCGCUUUCUGGAUGGCCAUGGCAAGGCGCUCCACGCGUCGUCCGAACAGGCACACACUCUGGACGACCUGUUUGUCUACGCUCUUCCAGUUGACCAGCCUUCCGCGCGCAUUCAAAUCUGGCCCGUGGCAGUGACCAUUGCGCUCGUGCCACCCGACUCGAACGGUGUCCCCACUCUUCAUUUGUCGCUUCGAGUGCAAAACACGGGACCGUUGCCUGUCCGCGUGUUUCACGUGGUCUGCCACGAUGUCCGCGGCUUCCGCGACACGGUCCUUCCUAUCGUUCCAACUGUGGUGGUGCCCCCAGGAGCCGACGUAACUCUAUCUGUGGAAGGUUCGAUUGUACAAGAUUCCCAUGUCGAACCCGGUGACUUUGAAGACGACAAAGAAGAUGUCGAAAGCGAUGAUGACGACCACCACAAAGCGCCCAUGCGGCUACACAUCGUUCAAAGCUCGGGCAACUUCAUCGAUCUCAACGUUGCCGCGAGUUUGGUCCGACCCACCCUAGCUGGACUCGCUUUAACACAAAUUUCUCAACUCGAGGACGAAGGUGCACUAAAAAUCGAUGACCUCCUUCCCAAGACGACUCGAGCUCCCCUUGCCGCCGUUGACGCCCGCUCGUCGUCGCUUUCAUUUCAUGCCAGCACGCCGGCGCCAUCCACGAAUCGACAGCACCAAGACUGGCACCGCGACACCGCAGCUGUGCCCAAAGCUACGCUGCGAGUCGUGGGUAAGGAAUAUGCUGUCGCAGCGGCUGCCCAUGAAGGCGAAGGAGUGCUGCCGAUGGCGUCAUUUCCAUCGUCCGAGUGGAAAGCGGCGUCGACGGUGCUGCUGUUGGGUGUGUUUGGGGUCACGGCGUUUUUUGUGUACGGCAAACUACGCCGCCGCACAUCGGCUGCAUUCAAGCAUCACCAUACAAAAACCAAGCAGGCGGCUUGGGAACAUCGACGACGCGAAGAUGCUGCCGACGACAAGGAGUGCGAGAUGAUGCUGCGGUCCACGAGGCAAGGCCAAGACGAUAGCUCGGACGAUACACGAGAGCUGGAAGAACCGUCGAGCUCCGAGCGUGCUCGUGAUAUCUUAUCGACGCCACCUAUCCAGCUGAACCAUGCAUGGGGUCGAUCGACGGCCCAGACCACGGUGAGGCUCGAUGAACCACCGAUCGCUUCGUUUCGACCACUGUCGCUUCAACCGCACCCGAUGCAACCAGUGGUGCCACCCCCGUAUCAACUGCAGCUGGACCUGUCGGUGCGGCUGCAUCCAAAACGGUUCGAGUCGCUGUGGGAAGAGAGUGUUGUGCGGUGGGUCGCUCCGUGCCCUCUUUGGGCGACGCUCACCACGGCGUUGCUUAGGAAAUCGUGGACUCAGUCCGCUGUCGAAAAUGGCGCACUGCCGCCCACUGGUGUUGUCAUUCAGGUGCUGGAAAGCCAGGGCAUUUUGUGCAUGGCCAGCGGGUCGGUCGCCAUGGUGGACAAGUAUUUAUUCUACUCGUAUGAGGUGGCACUCGGGCAGUUCCUCUUCGUUGAAAUUGUGGCGAACCCUGUUACUUUGGACAUCGCGUCGAGCGUGCGAUGCCACCGUGACGUUGGGGCUCCAGCUGUGGAUGCUCUAGCGGCGUUGGUGCACGCUCUAAUUCAGGCGAUAUUGGAGUCCAUCAAGGCGCGAGGUGUUGCGCUGGGCUGACAGCGGUAUUGCAAGACGUUCGUGCUACUUCUUGCUCGCCGCGCGCAGCAGGAUACAUGAGGACAAAAUGUCCUAGGGGUGUGGUUGAAGGAUUUUCAGCCAAUCAGAGCACCGCUCUUGUAAUCUAUCCAAUCAAAAUUAUUUCAUACUGACAA